Rubroshorea leprosula is the source of this 1040-nucleotide messenger RNA. The record is from the annotation of a GenBank genome assembly. Lineage: Eukaryota; Viridiplantae; Streptophyta; Magnoliopsida; Malvales; Dipterocarpaceae.
CGGGACCUAGUCGAGAAGAACAACGAAUAGCGUCGUCUCGUCCGCGUACGUUUUCUUUCCUCCUCUCCUCAUUGAUCGGAGCUGGUACUUCUAAAACUCUGUGAUUCUAUUCUGGGGCUAAUUAACGGAAGCAAUGGGAGGAAGUUCCCGGCAGUGUCUAGUGUGCAACGGAGUACAAUCCAAAUAUAAGUGCCCUGGUUGCCUUCUUCCUUACUGUUCUCUCCUCUGUUACAAGAAGCACAAAGAAAUCCCCUGUUCCAAGCCAGAAUCUGCUGAGGAAAAACCCACUGCUGUUCCAGAAUUUCAGCUAGAAAGGCCAGUAGAUGUUGAUGGACCAAGUGAGGUGUUGCAAAAACUGCAGCUAGAGGCUAUAGCUUCUUCCAGUGAAAUUCGUGAUGCUUUGAAAGAUGAACAUCUUCAGAAACUUAUCUGUGAUAUUGAUAAGUCCCCGGAUCCAAUUAAUGAACUUGACAAAGCUAUGGGAACAGAUGUAUUCUGCAUAUUUACAAAUAAGAUUUUAUCCGCUAUCAAACCAUAAAUGCAAAUUGUCACAGCAAAGGGAAGAUGCUUACCAGAAGGCUCAAUAUUCUACAGUAGUUCUGUGAAGCUCUCGACCUACUGCUUCAUUCUCUAUCAGUCUCCAACUUUUUCUGUAAUUUUAGAGAGGCCAACCACCCUUCCUUCUCCCACAUAUCAUCUUGCAGCCUGGUUUGGGUCAAAAGGUUCUUGACUUGAAAGUGUGAGGUAAAGUAAAUGCAAGAAAUAACAAGGGUAGGAACGAAUUCCAUGCAAUUUUUUUCCCUCAUCACCAAGUUUGUGCAGUCACAGUUUCUGAUGUAUCUUCAGAUUUCAAUGAAAAUGGCUGUGAUAACUUUCUCAGUUGUUAGUAUCAUGUUGUUUGCUUCUUGCGCUGAACUCUAAGCAGUCAGAAAAAGAAAAGAUUUCCUCAUGUUUCAUCCUUCCUUUCUUUGUAAGUAAUUUCCUAUUCCCCUUUGACCCAUGUUGAUGUUGGAUUGUUUGAAGAAAUCAAUCAUCCACAA